This is a messenger RNA of Colletotrichum godetiae, 1454 nucleotides long. RefSeq lists its product as uncharacterized. Gene Ontology annotation, molecular function: zinc ion binding; DNA-binding transcription factor activity, RNA polymerase II-specific. Gene Ontology annotation, biological process: regulation of DNA-templated transcription. NCBI's taxonomy places the organism in Eukaryota, Fungi, Ascomycota, Sordariomycetes, Glomerellales, Glomerellaceae. The coding region runs from base 1 to 1446 and encodes 481 amino acids. The transcript is spliced from 4 exons. The record is from RefSeq and is a predicted model, not a curated record.
AUGGGACGCCCACCUACUAGCGGCUAUUGUCAUACCUGCCGACGAAGACGGGUCAAAUGUGACAAAGCUCGACCCGCAUGUGAGAGAUGUCUCAAGUCCGGCCACAAAUGCCGAGGCUACGAGAUGCCGCUCCGUAUGCAAAAUUUCGCCGCCUCUGGCGAUUCAGGUGGCAGUCAACAAUUAGUUAGAGUGUCAAACACGAGCUCGAGUACCAUAAUUCAGCAGAACAUCGUGCCAGAACUUCCGUUCACAGCUUUCCGCGACCGGAUGGCAUUCUCACACCUUAUGGCCCACUACCGCUGGGCCCCAUUCUGGAAACCUCUCCUACGAAUGUCAUUGGACGAAGAGUCAAGUUCAGAUGUGGCCAAGGCCGACUACACGGGAAGUCUGGCGACGGCGCUUGGCUUCAUGGGAAAUUCUGUCAACGAGCCGAAUAUGUUGGCCGAGGGCUAUGAGUUGAAUGGCAAGGUAAUUAGAGCAUUACACUACGCCGUAUCAGCGAAGUCCAAUCAGGAACUGGCUCGGUGGGCCUUUACAAUCAUCAUCCUUAGUCUUUACCAAUAUGCAGUGGAAAACGUGCCCAACGUUCCUCACUAUUAUGGCAUGUCGAAAAUCAUAGAAUUGUGUGGACCUGAAUGCUUUCAGCAAGAGCCGAUGUUGACUUAUUUGCGCCAAAUUAGGGCGCUUCACGCGUGCAAUUCGUUCAACCAGCAUGAUCACUCAUUCUUUGAACAGACGCGAUGGAAAACUAUUCCUUGGCACUUCAUACCCAAAACCUCCCACGACCUCCUGAUGGAUAUUUUCGUCGACAUUCCCGGCCUAACCUUUUCUAUCGCGUCAAAAAAUCGAUCUUUGUCUGAAGAUGAGAAAGAUGCUGCGCAUGCCAGAAUUGACCGGCUUUCCAGUGAUCUACAUGCCUGGAGAUGGCGCUGGGAAUACAACAACCCAGGUGCUGCCAGGGAAAUUCAUCUGCCUCUCGAAGGAGAAGCAGAAAGUGUUCCACUGCUCUGGGCCAAGGACUUGCUGUCUAAGCCAAUUGAGGUGAAGACUCCAGAACAGGCUGCCGAGUUAAUCAUCUACAACGCUUCCAUCACACAACUUAUGAACCUGGAAGCCUUGUUGGACAUGGGCGUGCGGCACCCACAGCCAUUUCCUGGGAAUAUCGAAGAAUCGAUAAUCAAGCUAGCAGGAGAUCCUCUCUACAAACCAAACGAGGUCAAACAUAGGUGGCAGCCAUCGAUGGAGGGUCUGAGGCUCAUGAGACUGGCACCGAAGCUCUUGUCUGCCAGUAACGGCACCUCAGUUAUGCUAGCUGCAUCACCUCUCGGAAUCAUCUACAAUUCCCUACUUGGAACGGAAGGUCUUGGAACUUUGUUUCUGUCGACGAUGGCGGUUCCGAGGGAUUAUGCAAUUACGGAUCGAGAGCUUUCUGUGUUUCGCUUAUAGUAGUAGAU